Molecule: messenger RNA, 4485 nt
Organism: Folsomia candida
Lineage: Eukaryota; Metazoa; Arthropoda; Collembola; Entomobryomorpha; Isotomidae
Product: acetylcholine receptor subunit beta-like 2
Exons: 11
Coding region: 281-1855 (524 amino acids)
Biological process (GO): monoatomic ion transmembrane transport; signal transduction; regulation of membrane potential
Cellular component (GO): postsynaptic membrane; synapse; neuron projection
Molecular function (GO): transmembrane signaling receptor activity; acetylcholine-gated monoatomic cation-selective channel activity
Source: RefSeq, a predicted model, not a curated record
UCCGAGAAGGAUGCAGUCUCCUCCUCAUCCCUCGCAACCAACACAUAUCUGCACCACCAGCCUCCCACCAUCGUCCAGUCCACUUUGGCACACCACACUUCAGGCAGAGAAAGUGGGAUGGGAGGGACCUUGGAGGAUGAGGAAACCAUAAUAUUACUCCUUUGUCUUGGCCUGGCCACCUUAAUUUUCAACUUUCUCCUCAACUUUUUCAAGUCGGAGAAUAAACAAGCAAAUGUUCAAUAGAUUACUGCAAACCGUGCAAUACUAAAGUGGUGGAAGGAUGAAUUUGCUACUUUUCAUACUGCGAUGCUUCAUAGCGUCAGAUUCAAUCCGGCUUAUCAUCGCCGACACGCAGGAGCCGUUGGAGGCGAAUAGAUACGCAAAGACGCUAUAUGAUGAUUUAAUGUCGAAUUACAAUAGGUUAAUUAGACCGGUGAUAAACUUAGCGGAUACGUUGGAAGUUCGGGUUGGAUUAAGGUUAUCGCAGUUGAUUGGGGUGAACCUUAAAAAUCAAGUGAUGACGACAAAUUUGUGGGUUGAACAGGUGUGGAUUGAUCAACGAUUGACCUGGGACCCGGAAGAAUACGGAGGAGUAGAAGAGUUGCACGUCCCUUCAGAAAAUAUCUGGUUGCCGGAUAUCGUCCUCUUUAACAAUGCGGAUGGAAACUAUGAGGUCACAAUGAUGACAAAAGCCACUGUAAAAUUUAACGGAGAAGUGACAUGGGUUCCUCCUGCAAUUUACAAAUCCUACUGCGAAAUGGACGUGGAAUGGUUUCCCUUCGAUGAGCAAAAUUGCCCCAUGAAGAUUGGAUCAUGGACCUAUCAUGGUUUACAAGUCAACUUGAAACACGUCGAUCAGACCGACGGAGCCAACUACGUCGCGAAUGGCAUCGACUUGAAGGAAUUCUACAUGUCCGUCGAAUGGGAUGUGUUGGGCGUUCCUGCCACCCGAAAUGAAGAGUACUACCCAUGCUGCGAAGAACCCUAUAUCGAUGUCUCCUUCACGCUCAUGCUCCGCCGCAAAACUCUUUUCUACACGGUCAACUUAAUCAUUCCCGUUUUGGGGAUUUCCUUCCUGACCGUGCUCGUGUUUUAUUUGCCAUCCGAUUGUGGGGAGAAAGUCUCUCUCACGGUGAACAUUCUCGUCUCGCUGACCGUGUUUUUCCUCCUCCUCGCUGAAAUCAUCCCACCGACCUCGCUGGCUGUCCCGCUCUUGGGAAAGUAUCUCCUCUUUACAAUGUCACUCGUGACGUUGUCCAUUUUUGUGACGGUGGGCGUUCUCAACAUCCACUUUCGCUCACCGUCAACCCAUAAAAUGCCAAAAUGGGUGAAAGUCGUGUUUCUCGAAUUUAUGCCGGCAUUGCUUUGCAUAAGGAGGCCAGAAUAUAGGGUGCAGUACGAUUAUGUGACGAAUAAUAGUAGAAAGAGGAGUUGUGGGAGUGGUAGCAGACCGGACGGGUGUCCGUAUUACGACAUGAGCCCAAGAACAGAUUGCUCAAGCAUGGACCAUUCCUCAAGCCCUCGAGCUACUUAUUGUGAAAAUACCAGCAAUGGUAACUCCCGACCCAACUACUCGCCCGAGGUGCUGGCCGCAUUCGAGUCCGUGCAACUGGUGGCGGAACAUAUAAAAAAUGCCGACAAGGACAGAGAGGUCGUGGAAGACUGGAAAUACGUGGCGAUGGUCUUUGACAGAUUUUUCCUCUAUGUUUUCACUAUCGCGUGUGUUUCUGGAGCUUGUAUUAUUCUUCUGCAAGCCCCUUCCCUGUACGACUCCAGGGUUCCUCUGGAUCUAAAUCAGCUUCAAGGGAUGGGAAAAGUCAAGCUGACUCCACAACCAGCUGCAGAAUCCAAGUAACAACUAAUCAGAAGAAGAAGAAGAGUGAAUGCUGAGGGACAUAAAUUCUAGGAAAUUUUCGUAUACUUAAAUAAGUACUGAGAAUUGAUGGAUGGAAGGAUUACUUGCAUUUUCUUACUUCUGAUGAGAACAGCAAUAAAUUCUUGCAGAAAAUUCGUCGCCAAAAAGAUAAGAAAUUUGGCGGAAAGGUUUAUUUAAGCAAUCAAUUAAAACACAAAUACAUACUUGUAAAUAUCCAAAUUGAUUGAAGUUUUGAUGAUUCUAAUUAUCGUAUUAAUGGAACAAGAGUUUUAUUUAUCUCAUUUUUUCAUGUUACAGAUAUUUCACUAGUGUUAACUAAUGUCUUUCCAUCAGGAGAGACAUUAGUCCAGCAAAACUCCAAAGUAGGCCUCGUGGUGGUGGCGGUGUUAUUGCACAGUGUGCCAUGGACCCAAAAAAACGCAAAAAUUAUUUUAAGGUCCAAAACCCUCCCACGGGGGUAGGAAAGCAUACAAAUUUUGUCCAUUUUGAUUUUCGAAGGGGGUGUGGUCAGGAGCGGGUUUUUAUGGAAUUUCAAAAAAAGUCUCAAAUUCCCACUAAAACCACACGUUUCAAGAGAUUCUAAGACUUUGUCUCACUUUCCCCCAUGGCGGGAUAAUUUUUUGGGGUACCAUGAGACCUCUAGUGUCUAGCUAGGAUAGCUAGCUAGGACUGCUAGCUAGGAUUGCUAGCUAGGACUGCUAGCUAGGAUUGCUAGCUAGGACUGCUAGCUAGGAUUGCUAGCUAGGAGUGCUAGCUAGGACUGCUAGCAAGGAGGGCUAUCUACGCUUUCCCCGUACCUAUUAACCUAACCUGCUCGCUUCGCUCGCUUAAAUACGAACACUAGCCCAAUAUGGGGCAUAAUUACGAUAAUAGUUGACACACUUUACCGCAAAAAUUUCACGUGCCCCUAAGUUUUACAAUUUUCAGAAAAAUGAUUGACUUUCGAUACUCUACAACAAAAACAAGAAAUCUCACGUUACCCCAAAAAAUUUCCCGCCAUGGAGGAAAGUCUUAGAAUCCUCUGAAACUUCUAAAAAUACAAUAAAAAUGUUUGACCUUUGACCUUAAUAUACAUUUGCCGGUCAAAAAAUUUACAUAUUCUUGAUCAGCAUGAAAAGCCCUUCAAUUUGGUGUAUCACAUUCCCCCAUCGGAGAGGAGUCCUUUUGCUUGUUUUAUACCUGUAGUUUUUAAAUUGAGAAAUGUAUGUGUUUUUGUAUGUAUGUGGUGUGACUUUGUGUAACUUGCGAUGGUGAUGACCGUAAUUGUGUAAAUGAACGGCGACGUGGUCACAAAAUUUGGUUACUUUGCGGUGUCAUUUAUUAUUACACAAAAGCCAAUUACAAAUUUAGAGUGUAGAGGACGAGGGGAAAAAUCGUGUGUUGUUAUCUUGAGAGCUGGAGUGACAUUGUUUAAUUUUCACAAUUGUGCACAAAUAUCACGCAAAAAAACGACGCUAACUUUACAAAAGCACUUCCUCCUCUCCUCCUCUCGACCAAUCACAAAAGAACACCUUGAAAUUAAUUUAAUUUAAAGAGGAGGAGAGGAGAGGUCAAAACUUUAGAAAAAUACAAAUUGUAAAAGAUAAAAAUGGGCAACAAACUCAAUUAACUCGAGUCUCACUGGAGCCCGUUCAAAUUUCCCUACGGGAACCAGUCUCAAAUCACAUACAAAAAAUUAUAUUCAUCAUGUCAUGCAAAUUUCCAUUAUCAUUAAGAGUUCAUAUAUUUGUUUAAAAAUGAUUAUUAUAAUCUCGACGACAAUACCACCUUUUGUUCGCGGCGGUCUCGAAAAAUUGAAUUUCUAGAAAUUUUUUAAAUUUUGUAUAAAAAUUACUUUUUUGCCCAGAUUUUCAUGAAAAUGAGUUUCUAAACUAAUUAAAGUAUGCUGAACAAGUAUAUAAAACAAUUUUUGAACAAAAUUCAAAAAUAAAUAAAUUUUUGAAAUUGUGUAGACAAAUUACUCUUGAACGUUUCAGAGAAUUCCAAGACUUUGUGUCACUUUCCUAUAAGGUAGGGAUUUUUGGGGUAAAAUCAGAUUUUGGGGGAAGAUGAGAUUUCUAGUUUCCAGCUAUCCUAAAUACUAAUAGCCCCGUGUUGUCUGUGUGUAUGUAUGUAUGUAUGUAUGUAUGUGUGCUUUUUUGAACUGGGCGCUUCACUCAAUGACAGUCUAACGUUACCCAUGAAUCCACAUUAUCAAUACAUAAUAACAUUGACUUGGCAUGACAGAUAACCCGCAUACCCAGCUGAAUUUCGCCACGUAUCCUGUGACCUGGGCACACCCCCUGAUUGACGCCACGUGUCCUGUGACCUGGGCACACCCCCUGUAUUACGCCACGUGUCCUGUGACCUAGGCACACCCCCUGUAUUACGCCACGUGUCCUGAAAUUUACGUGACUAAGUCUGCAUUUUAAAUGUUGUCUAUGUAUUUCGCUGGCCGGGAUUCGUUGGCUGACCACACAUGCUAAGGUUUGAAAUUGCCGCUUCGUGUGAGUAGUCUCAUAGCCCCGGCUCUUAAAUUUAACAUUUCUGUCUAUGUGUGACUAUUUUAAUAUAAGAUGAGCAAUGUGUUUGGCUUGAUGAAAUAAAAAUAAGUUUUAAUGCUAUUAAUA